GGAGUCGCCAAGGCGGACUGCUAAGGAGUCCCGGGAGGCUCGGAAGUGAGCCUGCGGGACUUUGAGGUGCACAAACGCCCGGGUAUUUUGCUUGUGCUCGGGUUUCGACUCUGCAGCACCCUGCACCCUUUCUGGGAUCCGGCCCGCCUAGGCCCCAACCUCUGGCUCCUGGUCCGAAAAGCCGGCGCGAUGUCCCAGCUCGGACUCCUUCCUAGGAGGGCCUGGGCUUCGCUGCUCAGCCAACUACUGCGACCGCCCUGCGCUUCGUGCACUGGGACAGUCCGUUGUCGAAGCCAGGUUGCAGAGCCAGUGUUGACAUCUCAACUGAAACCACAUCAAGAGAAACCAAAUUUUAUUAUCAAGACCCCAAAGGGUACCAGGGAUCUUAGUCCCCAGCAGGUGCUUGUAAGGGAGAAAAUUCUUGAUUUAGUUGUCAGUUGUUUUAAACGUCAUGGAGCAAAAGGGUUGGAUACCCCAGCAUUUGAGCUAAAGGAAAUACUCACUGAGAAGUAUGGAGAGGACUCUGGGCUUAUAUAUGAUCUGAAGGAUCAGGGUGGAGAGCUGUUGUCCCUUCGCUAUGACCUUACUGUCCCUUUUGCUCGUUAUCUGGCCAUGCAUAAAGUGAAAAAGAUGAAACGUUAUCAAGUUGGAAAGGUAUGGCGGCGAGAGAGCCCAGCCAUAGUCCAAGGCCGCUACAGGGAAUUCUGCCAGUGUGAUUUUGACAUUGCUGGUCAGUUUGACCCUAUGAUCCCUGAUGCGGAAUGUUUAAAGAUCAUAUGUGAAAUCCUAAAUGGGUUGCAGCUGGGGGACUUUCACAUUAAGGUCAGUGACCGGCGGAUUAUGGAUGGAAUGUUUGCCGUCUGUGGUGUUCCUGAAAGCAAGUUUCGUGCCAUCGGCUCCUCAAUCGACAAACUAGACAAGAUGUCUUGGAAAGAGGUGAGACAUGAGAUGGUGGCAAAGAAAGGCCUGGCUCCUGAGGUGGCUGAUCGAAUUGGGGAGUAUGUCCAAUGUCAUGGUGGGGUGUCCUUGGUAGAGCAAAUGUUUCAGGAUCCCAGACUAACUCAGAGUAAACAAGCCCUGGAGGGCCUGGGAGACCUGAAGCUGCUAUUUGAAUACCUGACUUCAUUUGGAAUUGCUGAGAAGGUCUCCUUUGACUUAAGCCUGGCUCGGGGCCUGGACUAUUAUACAGGAGUGAUCUAUGAAGCAGUGCUGCUACAGACCCCGGCUCAGGCUAGGGAUGAGCCCUUGAACGUGGGCAGUGUGGCUGCUGGUGGGCGCUAUGACGGGCUGGUAGGCAUGUUUGACCCCAAAGGCCACAAGGUGCCAUGUGUGGGGCUCAGUAUUGGGGUAGAGCGAAUCUUCUACAUUGUGGAGCAGAGGAUGAAGACUUCUGGUGAGAAGGUACGAACCACAGAGACCCAAGUUUUUGUGGCCACACCACAGAAGAACUUUCUCCUAGAACGGAUGAAACUAAUUACUGAGCUUUGGGAUGCUGGGAUCAAGGCAGAGAUGCUAUGCAAGAACAAUCCUAAACUAUUAACGCAACUGCACUAUUGUGAGAACAUGGGCAUUCCACUGGUGGUCAUUAUUGGUGAGCAAGAACUGAAGGAAGGGAUCAUCAAGCUCCGUUCAGUGGCCAGCAGAGAAGAGGUGGCCAUUAAACGGGAAAAUCUUGUGGUUGAAAUUCAGAAGCGACUGUCUGAGUCAUGAUCCUUGUCUGCCAUCUGCUGGUCUUUGUAGAAAGGCUUCCUCUUGAGCUAAGUUUCAGAUGGACUAACUUCACGACAGCUGGCCAGGAUGGUGACAAGUACUUUCUGCCUCCUCCAUUCUUCCUGGGUACAAAACUAGAGAAGGCCCUGAGGACUCCUUGGCUAGUGUGAGCAGCUAUACUGCAUGGGUGCAGUUGGCUGGUAUGUGAAAGAGACAUGCUGUACCUGCAGAUGCAAAUUUGAAUUGCCACUGAAUGCCAUCAAGAGAUAUUGAGAUGGUUGCUGUGAGCUGAGGAUUCUGAAGCAUUGAGAUCAGAAACCAAAUACUUAGCCUUCCACUGUGGCUUCGGUUCUGGGGAAUUUGUCCACAACCAGCCCUUGGCCUGACCAGGGAGUUUUUGGAAGAUGGCAAGGUGGGGCAGUGGCUUUCAUCUUUGAAGACAGAGAUGAUAUUCCAAGGGCAUGGCAUCUCCCUAGCCCAUCCAGUGCUAACAAUAGCAGGGUGGAAUUGUCUCUUUAAUAAUCUUGAACAUUGAACUUAAUAGGUGACUUGACAAGGUGGAGAUCUGAUCUUUUAAGAUUUUGGAGACCAUUUCCUGUGCCAGAAUCACUGCUCUGACUAUUCCAUGCCCUGCCAUGGAGGCUGUUCUAGAUGUGGUUGGAUAAUAUGUUAAAUAAAAUACUAAGUUUAGUAGUUUG
Molecule: messenger RNA, 2408 nt
Organism: Carlito syrichta (Philippine tarsier)
Lineage: Eukaryota; Metazoa; Chordata; Mammalia; Primates; Tarsiidae
Gene: HARS2
Product: histidyl-tRNA synthetase 2, mitochondrial
Exons: 13
Coding region: 190-1710 (506 amino acids)
Biological process (GO): histidyl-tRNA aminoacylation
Cellular component (GO): mitochondrion; cytoplasm
Molecular function (GO): identical protein binding; histidine-tRNA ligase activity; ATP binding
Source: RefSeq, a predicted model, not a curated record